Messenger RNA from Nicotiana tabacum (common tobacco), 1002 nucleotides. The record is from RefSeq and is a predicted model, not a curated record. NCBI's taxonomy places the organism in Eukaryota, Viridiplantae, Streptophyta, Magnoliopsida, Solanales, Solanaceae.
AUGGAACAUGAAGCGCCGGCCCCGCCUGGGAAAGAGGAGGCCCCGAAACCGGUUAAGGAUAAGAAGAGGAAAAGGGUCUCGCCCUCCGGUACCCUAAAGCCUAAGAAGAACAAGGCUCGCAAGCCGAAGCAAGAUGUCGCCACCCUGUCAGAAAAUGUAGUCCAUAAACUACGAGAUGAAGAAGAUGCUAACUGUGAGCUGGUGGCUCGAAAGAAGGGAAGCGUCGAAGCUUCAAAAGCAGUUGAGCCGGUGAUAGUAGAGGAGGCUCAUCCUCGGACCUCGGAGACCUCGGACCUCGGAAGAUGGUUUGAGCAAAGUCCCCGAGUCAUCGGGGUUGUGAUGCUCCGUCGGGAAGCAUUUUCCAAAUCUCGAGCUGAGCUGAACCGGUGUAAGGCCGAUCUCAAAAGGCUCACGGAGGAGAGAGAUGCCCUCAAACUCCUCUAUGUGCAAAACGAAGAGGAGAUUAGGGACCUUCGAGCUGAAUUUGUAAGAGCUCAUAAAGAGCAAACUGAAGUAGGUAACGUUCAGCAGAAGGCCGAAAAGAUUGAUCAGCUUCACGAGGAGGCUGAGGUGAAAGAGGCAGAGACUUUGGGCGUGAAGGAGGAGAUCUUGACCCGAGCCACAAAAAUUGAAGAGCUCGAGACUCGGUUGGCCGCUGAGCUUGCAAAAGCCAUGUAUAAGGCGGAAAAAGUAAAGGCCGAGGCAGAGGCGGUCGUGGACGUCUAUCGAGCCGAUGCCGAAGCCGCUAACGUUCGAGCAAAGGAAAUUUUCGAUGCUGCUCAAGUUCGAUUAUCCCGCAUUGCCAAGCAUGCUAAAUGCCAGUCUCGGAGAGUGACUCUCGAAAAUAUUCAUGCUCGUGGCUUUGACCUCACGACCGAUAUCGAGAAUGAGAAAGUGCUAGAGGUUGAAGCCGAAGCUUUGCUCUCUGAUGAUGAUGACUCCGGGAGUGCGAGCGGAUCCGAGAGCGGAGAAGAUGAAGAUGAAGCUCCCAGGGAAGAUUAG